GCCUCUCCAUUUCUUACCCCGCAGAAGGAAUGCUGCCAAAGAACUCCCCGCGUGUGGUGAAGAAGGUGAAGUCCAUGCAGAUGUUUCACAUGCCUGUCACCUCAGCCAUGCAGGGAGACCGACUGGGCAUCUGCGUCACCCAGUUUGACCCCAAGCUACUGGAGCGUGGCCUGGUGUGUGCCCCUGAGUCCCUGCACACUGUCCACGCAGCCAUCAUCUCUGUGGAGAAGAUCCCGUAUUUCCGGGGGCCCCUGCAGACCAAAGCCAAGUUCCACAUCACGGUGGGCCAUGAGACAGUCAUGGGCCGGUUGAUGUUCUUCAGCCCUGCCCCCGAUAGCUUUGACCAUGAGCCUGUGCUGGACUCCUUCGACUUCUCUCGAGAAUACCUCUUCCAGGAGCAGUACCUAGAUAAGGAUUUGGCACCAGUGGCGACAGACAGUGAUGAGGCUAACAAGAAGACGGGCCAGGCUACAGAAGGCCGCUGCCCUCGGCAGCAGUGGGCCCUCGUGGAAUUUGAGAAGCCUGUCACCUGCCCUCGGCUGUGCCUGGUGAUUGGCUCCAGGCUAGAUGCGGACAUUCAUGCCAACAUGUGCCGACUGGCCUUCCAUGGUGUCCUGCUCCAUGGGCUGGAGGACAAGGACUAUGCUGAGAGCUUCUUGCCCAGGCUGAAAGUGUAUAAGCUCAAGCACAAACAUGGCCUUGUAGAACGGGUGAUGGAUGACCACAGCGUGAUCGGCCGCUCCCUGUUCAAAAAGGAGACCAACAUCCAGCUCUUUGUGGGCCUCAAGGUGUACCUAUCCACCGGGGAGCUGGGGGUCAUCGACAGCGCCUUCGGCCAGAGUGGCAAGUUCAAGAUCCACAUCCCUGGCGGCCUCAGCCCCGAGUCCAAGAAGAUUCUAACACCCACCCUCAAGAAGCGGGGCCGGGCCGGCCGAGGAGAAGCAGCCAAGCAGGAGGAGGUGGCCGAGCGGUCUGAGCCUGCGCAGCACGUGGCCCUCAGCCUGUCUUUCAAGCGUUACGUCUUUGACACCCACAAGCGCAUGGUCCAGUCUCCCUGAGUGUUCCAGUGACCUUGCCCAGGCCCCGGGCUGGGCUGCAUUGCCAAGUGUCCGACCAGAUGUGCCUCAACCUCCUUUAGUAUGUCCCUCCCCACGACCCUGCAGACACGGGCCCUAGGCCUGGCGCUAAGCCCCGGUGAAAAGCCUGGGGGGUGCGGUGGCAGUGACACCAGGGCUGGGGCCCAGAGGGUCUGUCCCGGCACCCUCGCACCUACUAGGGGCCAGUGUUUCCCAGGCCGCCCAACUGGCAGCCAUGGGAGGGCCAGUCCACACCCUGCCCCAGGUGGCCUGGCACUUAACCAGCUGCAAAUAAAUGUCCCACGGUGUCUGCCCA
Messenger RNA from Leptonychotes weddellii (Weddell seal), 1392 nucleotides. The record is from RefSeq and is a predicted model, not a curated record. NCBI's taxonomy places the organism in Eukaryota, Metazoa, Chordata, Mammalia, Carnivora, Phocidae.